Messenger RNA from Aphis gossypii (cotton aphid), 1898 nucleotides. Its product is annotated as interferon-inducible double-stranded RNA-dependent protein kinase activator A-like. The coding region runs from base 110 to 553 and encodes 147 amino acids. The record is from RefSeq and is a predicted model, not a curated record. The transcript is spliced from 2 exons. Lineage: Eukaryota; Metazoa; Arthropoda; Insecta; Hemiptera; Aphididae.
GUGAAUAGUUUGUUUCCAAAAAAACAGAUUAAUAGUAUAUAUAUUAUUUCAUAGUAUACAUUUUCAGCUUAAGACGUAUUGUUGUAUUACAUUUAAUAUAUUGAAUUCAAUGGCGGAACUUCGUGAAUUUGAAGCCAACGGUGAAUUAGUAUCGUCUUACUACAGUCUUUGUGGAAUAAUGGCUGAACGUGGUGGAGAAAGCAUGUCAUAUGAAUGCGGCUUGACCGAAACACAAAAUGAUGCUGGAGCACAAUUUUCCAACAACCCGGAAUUACCCUCGACCGAUCAACAAUGUGUUGUUUGUAGUACUCAACUAUCAAGAUUCAUAAACUAUAUUGGAUCAUUACAAGAAUUAUGCCAGGCUCGCGCAUGGGACUUACCGAAGUACGAGUAUAAACAAGGCAUCAAAGGUUUAACAAAAAAUCAGAAAAAUUUUUAUACAGUAAAAUGUUCUGCUGGGCCAUUUGUAUCAGAAGGUGUAGGUAAAAAUAAAAAGAUGGCGAAAAAACAAGCGGCUAAGAUGUUGCUCAAGCACUGGGUAAAUGUGUUAUGAAGAAGCUAAAAAUGCUGUUUUUUAAAUGUUUUUUUUUUAAAUAAGCGUACAUUAAUAUUUGUACAAAUACCAACGUGUUUUCGAUUGAAAUAUGCUCACUUUUCUACACAAGCAAGUCUGCUUGUUCAUCUAUGUUUACUUGUAACUCAAUUAUUAAUUAUAAAUAUUUGUUUUAUCUUCCUGUGCACUAAACACAAUGUUUUAAUUGUGGUUUUUUUUGAAAAUUGGCCUUCGAGUUAGGUUAACUUAGAGUGACUAGUUUUAGAAAAAAAACGGAACAAUAAUUGUUGGUUUAAAUACGCUAAAAAAACAUACACAUUUUAAAGAUUUUAAUGACAUUUUUUAUAUUUUAUAGUUACAAUCAAAAUAUUUCUUAAUUACACUACCUUGAAAAAUUAAGUUGAUGUCGAUUGCUCAUCAUGUCUUUUAUUAACUAUUGUGCAGUUACAAAUCUGUAUUAAAAUACAUCAAAUAUUAUUUAAUCUAACCAUUAUUGCACCGUUAGUCGUUACUGUAAUUUUGCAAUCAAUUGAUCCCGUUUAAUAGUUUUAGUUGACUAAUUUUUCAAAAUUAUACGAGAAGGUGAUUUUUUGUCGUCUGUCCGUACACAUUAGUGAAAUGUUAGUUUGCAAUUGCAACAUUUUUCUGUCACUAAUGUGAUAUAGAUAGAUGACAAGAAAUCGCCAUCUAGUUCUACCAUUAAAUCAAUUAUAAUUCUGAAAAAUUAGUUAACACGUAAACCAAAACUUCAGUUCAGUUUUGAUCAGUUGAUCGCAAAAGUACAGUAACGACUUACGGCACAAUAAUGGUUGGAUUAAAGAAUGUUUGAUGUAUUAUAAUAUAGAUUUGUAACUGCACAAUAGUUAAUAAAAGACAUGAUGAGCAAUCGACAUCAACUUAAUUUUUCAAGGUAGUGUAAUUAAAAAAUAUUUUGAUUGUAACUAUAAAAUAUAAAAAAUGUCAUUAAAAUCUUUAAAAUGUGUAUGUUUUUUUAGCGUAUUUAAACCAAAAAUUAUUGUUCCGUUAUUUUUCUAAAACUAGUCACUCUAAGUUAACCUAACUCGAAGACCAAUUUUCAAAAAAAACCACAAUUAAAACAUUGUGUUUAGUGCACAGGAAGAUAAAACAAAUAUUUAUAAUUAAUAAUUGAGUUACAAGUAAACAUAGAUGAACAAGCAGACUUGCUUGUGUAGAAAAGUGGGCAUAUUUCAAUCGAAAACACGUUGGUAUUUAUACAAAUAUAAUGUAAACUUAUGAUAAUAAGAAUAUUACAAAAUGAAUGAAAAAUAUAAUGUACACUUAUAAUAAUAAGAAUAUAAUAAAAUAAAUAAAAAAUAUAAUGAGA